ACGGUGACAAACUAAAAUAGUUUAACUUUUUUCGAAAGUCGUGCGUUCGGUUCCAUUCUGCGCGAUAAAACUAAAACGCUCCCAUUUUAAUAAACGAACACGAAACGCAACUGCUGCUCUUAAAAUGAAUGGAGUUUUCUUCAUGACGUUAUAAUCUUGCACUAUUGAAAUUUGAGUAGAACUGUAGCGUUACGGCCGCGUCGAGUCGCUCGCGUGCAGACUAUAUUGACACCUGACAUGAGAGCUGAUAUUGUCAUUUAUAUGUAAAAGAAGACACGUAGACGUGUACGUAAAGACGAGUUUGAGGAUGUUAAAACUGUCUUGUAAAGCUCCACCUCUGGACGCGAGCACUGGGGCGGGCUCGAGACGCGUCUACCUGCUUCAGCCCCGUUAUUUAAAAGCCUCUGAGACAGACGCGCUGUCCACUCUACAAACAUACUCUGUGGGGAACAGCCUAGGGUUAAACCAAAGAACUGAAAAUAUAUAUAGUAAGAAAAAAAAAAUACUGUAGGCCUAUUGGAAGUGACGGACAACUUUUUCCUUUAUUCCUCGUUUUGAAUCAUAUACAGCAACUUCACAUUUGAAGGGACAUACAGAAGUUUCCAGCUGUCUUCUGUCCGGAGCGAAGUAUCACGCCGAAGAAUUGAUGGAGAUUUUGAGAAUUGAAAAAUUCCCUGGACAACUGCAUUUGCUUUGCACGGGAUAAUACAGUUUUACAGAGACAGGUUAUAGUUACGACCCAAAGGGGGUUCAUAACCUCAUGCCACAGGAGAACCUUGUCAAUAACUUUAUUAUUCUGUAGUUCUUCAGAAAACAUCUAUGUACUGGUGCUUUAAAGAACCCAGAAACCAGCACACUGAUCUGAAGAUCCUAUAAUGUAACAUCAAGAAUCUUUUAAUCUCCAGGAGAUCAUACAGGCAAAAUGGUUCUUAAUGAGAAGAAGGUUCUUUGCUGAACCCAAUAACCAUUGAAGAACCUGAUAAGAUCUAUGGCGUGAAGCAGAAGAGAAGAGGACAGUUUUCCAAGUGAUUAUAUAUAGAAGUGAUUACACCCUCAUCAUCACCACAGACUGGAUGUAAAGAUGACAAGCGUCUGGUUUGCUCUGCUGGGCUUCUUGUGGAGCUCUUCUUUGGCAGGUAGUGGUUCUGUACUGGACGGUUCUGAGCUUCAGCCCAACUUCAUACAUCGGAGGUUACGGAAUCAGGAGAAGAGAGAGAUGCAGAAAGAGAUUCUGUCCAUACUGGGACUGAACCACAGACCGAGACCGCAUCUGAACAGCGGCAAAUAUAAUUCAGCACCCCUCUUCAUGCUGGAUCUGUACAACAGCAUGUCCACUGAAGAGAAGAGCGACGUGGAUCAGUACAGAUCACUGUUUACCACCACACGACCCGCUUUAGCUUCACUUCAUGACACCGAGUUCCUGCACGACGCGGACAUGGUCAUGAGUUUUGUCAAUUUGGUGGAAAAUGACAGGGAGCUGUCUCCACAGAGACGACACCAUAAAGAGUUCAAAUUCAACCUGUCCCAGAUCCCAGAGGGAGAGGCCAUCACAGCUGCAGAAUUCAGGGUCUACAAGGAGUGUGUCACCAGGGCCUUCCGCAAUGAGACGUUCCUACUUAGUGUGUUCCAGGUCGUUGGGGAACACCCAGACAGGGAUGCCGACCUGUUUCUGCUGGAAUCUCGCAGGUUGUGGGCGGCUGAAGAAGGUUGGCUGGAGUUUGACAUCACAGCAACUAGUAAUCUCUGGGUGAUGAGUCCACAUCACAACCUGGGUCUACAGAUCAGUGUGGAAACCAGCAGUGGAUGGAGCAUCAGUCCCAAGGAAGCAGGCUUAGUGGGUCGUGAUGGCGCUCUGGAGAGGCAGCCUUUCAUGGUGGCCUUUUUCAAAGUAAGCGAAGUCCGUAUUCGCACUGCCCGGUCGACAGGCAGACGUCGUCAACAGAACCGCAAUCGCUCCAACAGUCCACAGGAGGCGACAAAAGGAUCAGCUCAUACAGAUUACAACAGCAGUGAUCAGAAGACCGCCUGCAGAAAGCAUGAACUGUAUGUAAGCUUCAGAGAACUGGGCUGGCAGGACUGGAUUAUUGCACCCGAGGGCUACGCAGCAAACUACUGUGAUGGAGAAUGCUCUUUUCCCCUAAAUGCCCAUAUGAAUGCUACUAAUCAUGCUAUAGUACAGACACUGGUCCAUCUGAUGAAUCCAGAGAACGUUCCAAAGCCAUGUUGUGCUCCUACCAAACUGCAAGCGAUCUCCGUGCUCUACUAUGACGACAACUCCAAUGUCAUUCUGAAAAAAUACAAGAACAUGGUGGUGCGCUCAUGUGGCUGCCACUGACACAGGGGACACGUACCCUCCUGCCCAACCGCUGCACCGCAGACACACAGACAAAUGUGUGUAAGGACUGACAAAACAAAAUAAGACAAGAACUAUGAACAAAUGUGAGACAAUGUCUCGACAGUGGAUCCAGGUUUGCUGCUUCUCCUCAUCUUCACACACGGCCAUUUCUCAUAAGACAUUUCAGAUCCUACAAACUGCCAAGAGGAUGUACAUCUGAAUCUACAGUAUGAAUAGAAAAUGAACCUGAUGUCUAUAUACUAAAACAAAGACACACAAAGGAAAUGUCAAUAAUCUUUAAAGGGUCACAUCAUACAUAAUAUACAUUUUUUGAGGUCCACUUAAAAUGCUACAAAAGCUUCACCAAAAGAGCCAAAUUAGCUGUUCUAAUACUAUUUUCCAUGGUCUCGUUGCCCCUUGGAAUUAAACGGGAUGUUUUGUUUGCUGCUGUGCCUUUAGACAUCUUGUUCUACAGUCUUUAUCUGUCUGAUAUUUGAUAGUUCCAGAACAAGUUGUUUUUGCAACUUUCAGGAACUUCCUCCCUAAUAUAAAUAGACGGUUUGAGUUCUGAAAGUUACAGUAGCUCUUUUAAUUCAAAAGAAACUUUGGUUCCUCAUGAUAUGACUUCUAACAUCUGAAGCACAGAAAUCAGAACAGGAAACUUUCGACUGUUUUGUGUAUUUUUGAUGAAGUCACUUGAACCCACAGGACUCUAUUUUAGGUCUCAAAAAAAAAAAAUCAAAUUAUUUUAAGUUUCUCAAUAUUUGCUCUGCAGUACCUGUGGUUUGCAUUGGUGAGUCAGAGCGAGCGGUUAUAUACUUCAACAGAACUCAAAGAACGGAACCAUUAUGUUGCCGUUCCAAGGAUGGAACUGUUUUUGAUGCCGUCCGACACCACAGAUCUAUAAUUUCCCUGGAACACCUGCACCUCGGAUGGCUUACAUCCAAAACCUCCCACAAGAACCUACGGAUAAUUUAAGGUUUUUCAGCAACAAAACCAUAUUCUAUGCCAACAUCCUCACAUGGGCUGUAGAUUUUCCACCACUUCAUGUCAAUAUUUAUUGUCAAACUUUUACUAUGCAGCUAUCCAUUUUUUUUUUUUUUUUUUUUUUUUUUACUGUGAGCCGUUGAAUGGUACAAAAGCUCUCUCUGGACAGGCUACAUAUGUUUAUUUUCAUAAUUGUAGCAAUAUCUUUUGUUUUGCCCUAUUUUGUAGGUUGUGAACCUAUAACCAUUUCCAUUUUUAUACCAAUACUGGAACCAAAUAGCUUCACAAUAUUUGGUUGUGUUUAUGGUUCCGGAAUGUCAUUAUUCUUCCUCUGACAUGAAAGGAACACUUCGUAAAUAUGGUCAUUUUAAUGCUGUUUGCAUUCCCAUUAAUCUCACUGCUAUAGAGGCCAAUAGAACCCUAUGCCAACCAGCCAAACCUGGACUGCUUAGAUCACAGUGACAGUGAUCACAUCACUGGAUGGCAUUGGUUUUUACUGUUGGUUGCCAGUAGGCACUCCUACUCAGCUGCAUCCAAAUCUGGCCCCAAAUCAUAACACGUUUCCCCCAAGAAUUGUUCUGUUGAAACAAUCUGUUAACAGGCAGCUGAGAGUAGUAAAAGCAAUAAUUUUCCAAAUAUUGUCAUUUUUUUAUGAUCCCUAAUUAUAUCACAUACCUCCUAUAAACUGCUGUUUACAUGUCUCAACCAUAUUUGGAUGCUUGUGUGUAAAUACUUGUACAUUUUACUGUUUAUUUAUUGCUCCUUUUAUGAAUCAUAUACCACAGAGAUCAUAUAACAAGAGUAAAGGAAAAAAUUAAAACGGCUAUUUUUGGAAAAAGACAUUUUAUUAUGAAAUUUGUCAACGUGCCUUUUUUUGUACAAAAAGCCCCAGGCAGUGUGUGUACCCUCUCACACAGGACAAAAAUACAGCGUUUUUCACCGAGGUCGGCCUUGACCAUGUGCCUCCCAUAAAGACUUCACUGAAUAUAUGCGGUUUCUCUGAUUGCUUUUCCCUUC
This is a messenger RNA of Megalobrama amblycephala (Wuchang bream), 4339 nucleotides long. RefSeq names its product bone morphogenetic protein 6 (gene bmp6). The record is from RefSeq and is a predicted model, not a curated record. The transcript is spliced from 7 exons. Gene Ontology annotation, biological process: SMAD protein signal transduction. The coding region runs from base 1082 to 2335 and encodes 417 amino acids. Gene Ontology annotation, molecular function: growth factor activity; cytokine activity. Lineage: Eukaryota; Metazoa; Chordata; Actinopteri; Cypriniformes; Xenocyprididae. Gene Ontology annotation, cellular component: extracellular region.